Messenger RNA from Diuraphis noxia (Russian wheat aphid), 759 nucleotides. RefSeq names its product ADP-ribosylation factor-like protein 3. Lineage: Eukaryota; Metazoa; Arthropoda; Insecta; Hemiptera; Aphididae. The record is from RefSeq and is a predicted model, not a curated record. Gene Ontology annotation, molecular function: GTP binding; GTPase activity.
CAAUAGAAAAUGACAUAGUUCUUUUUGGUUAUUGUUAAGAACAAAGUAUAGGUAAGUACUUGAAGUACUUCAUAUUCAUUUUUUUCCAAAGUAAAUUAAAAAAUAAUAUGACGGAAACCGUAGACCAAGCACUGUGGUGAUUGGACCAGUACCUAUCGAAAAAUGGGGUUGUUGUCGAUGCUGAAACGGUUGCGUUCGUCACCGGACAAGGAGCUUCGCAUCCUGCUGCUGGGGCUGGACAAUGCUGGGAAGACGACUCUGAUGAAGAAACUCGCGUCAGAAGACGUAUCGCACAUAACGCCCACCCAGGGUUUCAACAUAAAGUCUGUGCAGGCGGAUGGCAUGAAACUGAACGUGUGGGACAUUGGCGGGCAGCGCAAGAUAAGACCGUAUUGGCGCAACUAUUUCGAGUUCACUGACAUACUUAUUUAUGUAGUAGACAGCGCAGACAGAAAACGUGUAGACGAAACAGGAUUCGAAUUGAACGAACUGCUCAACGACGACAAACUACUCGGUGUUCCGGUGUUGGUAUAUGCCAACAAACAAGAUUUGGCACUGGCGGCAAAAGCUUCAGAAAUAGCCCAAGAACUAAACUUGCAUCUAAUUCGUGAUCGGCCGUGGCAAAUACAGGCAUGUUCAGGUAUACGCGGGGAAGGCAUCAAAGAAGGAUUGGAAUGGAUCAGUCAAAAUGUAAAAAAGAAGUAAUGAUGUUAAUUUAAUGAAUAUUUUGUUCAUACUCAUUACUAUAGUUUGUUUUAU